Messenger RNA from Dendrobium catenatum, 2037 nucleotides. RefSeq names its product F-box/LRR-repeat protein 17. The coding region runs from base 107 to 1807 and encodes 566 amino acids. The record is from RefSeq and is a predicted model, not a curated record. Gene Ontology annotation, molecular function: protein binding. Lineage: Eukaryota; Viridiplantae; Streptophyta; Magnoliopsida; Asparagales; Orchidaceae. The transcript is spliced from 11 exons.
UCGAUUUUUACUAUAUAUUCCUAAGUCUCUCUCUCUUUCUCUCUCUUUCUCUCUCUCGCUCGCUCUCUGCUCGGCCCACCCAACUCCCCAAACCCUAACAGCAGCGAUGCACCCAACAGCCGCCACCGUCACCGGCGGUAACGAUCCACUCCGAAGAGGUCCGGCGAAGAAGCGUGGUAAUUACAACUGCGGGCGAUGCGGCCUGCCGAAGAAGGGACAUGUCUGCUCCUCUUCUCUUGCCGCAGCGCUUCCCCCGCGCUCCGAUCACCGCCUACGCCGCGCGCUCUCCUUUGAUGAUGAGGAGGCCGAGGUGACCACGCCGCUGCCAGAGGCGGCGGGGAUGGAGUUGACGGAAGAGGAUGAGGAGGAGAUGGUGGAGGUUGGUGGGGGGUUGGCUCUGCCGGAGUCGUGCCUGGCGAAGGUGCUUCGACGGUUGUCUCUGAAGGAGUUGAUGGGGUCAGCGCUGGUGUGCAGGGGGUGGAGGGAGUGCGUGAGGAGGGUGUGGAUCUCCGCAGAUGAGAUUAGGGUUAGGGUUUCGCAGAUCGGGUUUGUGGGAUCGGUGCUUCACAAGUGUGCUAACCUCGCUCGGCUCUCGUUAAUUAUGGAAAGUGAUGCUGAUUCAACAGUAUUAGCUUGUGUUGCAUUCGCAUGUCCCAACUUGGAAUGCCUUGAGAUCAGUCUUACAAAAAAUGCAGUCAAUCGAAUAACUGGGGAUGAGCUAAGUCAUUUUGUUGCCGAAAAGCGGAGUCUUUCAGUUCUUAAAGUUUCAGGAUGUUCCAAUCUAGGCUUUUUGAACAUCAAUUCUACCAGUUUGUCAACGCUAUGGCUUUCGGACCUUUAUUGCAUAUCUAGAAUGGUUUUACACUGCCCAAAUCUUAAAGAGCUUUCUUUAAGUUUUAUUCAGAAAACAAAUGAUUCAACCGAUCUGGUUAACAUGAUGGAUUCUCUUGGUCGUGGGUGUCCAAAUUUAAGAAACAUUCAUAUUGCAUCAGCACUACUUUGUAAUGAUGCUGUACGUGCUUUGUCAGAUGCAAAUAUUAGGGGUUUGCGCAUGCUGUCUCUGAUUCUUGGUUCUCGAAUCACAGAUGCAUCAGUGGCCUCAAUUAUUGCAUGUUACACAAAUCUUGAAUUGCUUGAUUUGAGUGGGUCAAGUAUUACUGAUAAUGGUGUUGGAAUGAUAUGCAAUGCAUUGCCUAGAACGUUGUCCACGCUCCGCCUUGCUCUUUGUCCAAACAUAACUUCUAGUGGAAUUCAAUUUGCCACAGCCCAAUUGCCACUUCUUACAUUAAUGGACUGUGGAAUGAGUAUCUGUGAUUAUAGUUGCGAUGAUCAACAUCCUCAAGAUAGCAUGAUUGACAUUGAUGAAGAGGCUUCAGAAAGUAGAAAAUACCAACGUUUUCUUGCUAAAAAGCCUAAUUCUAUGCAUCAGAAACUGUUAAUCAAACAUGAGUGUUUAAAGAAACUUAGCUUAUGGGGCUGCUCAGGGUUAGAUGCUCUAUAUCUCAACUGCCCAAAACUUGUUGAACUUAAUCUUAAUUCUUGUACAAAUUUACAUCCUGAGAGACUGUUGCUUCAGUGCCCAAACUUAGGAAAUGUUCAUGCCUCUGGAUGUCAAGACAUGCUAAUUGGAGCAAUCCGGAAUCAGGUUCUCAAUGAGUUUACUGCGGUAGAGAAUCAGUUUUCACUAAAGCGUUUGGCUGACGGUUCUAAGAGAGUUCAACUUCCCCGCUUCCCUCCACAAGUGUUAUAUGAAGAUGAGAAAAGGAAAAGGAUCCGACCAACACAGUGUACUCUCCAUCUAAAGUAAAAUUUUGUCUAUCUAACUUUUCAAUUCUCUAUUAUUAAAUAGCAAAAAUGGUGGACUAUCAACUUUGAUUUGUUUGUAGCUGAAUAAAUUUUAGCCCACCUUAUCUUUGCUCUCGUUCCAGAAUAAAAAUUUGAUAUCAAGAACUCAUUUGAAUGUAAAAUGCGUGCUGAUGCAUUAUAUUACAAUCUUUAUUGAAUCUAUUGAGAUAUCUAUAUGGAAAUUUGUUCAAA